Paramecium octaurelia is the source of this 2242-nucleotide messenger RNA. NCBI's taxonomy places the organism in Eukaryota, Ciliophora, Oligohymenophorea, Peniculida, Parameciidae. The record is from the annotation of a GenBank genome assembly.
AUGGAGAAUUUAUUCCUACAACAGAAAUGUCUCUAACAUGAUCAGGAUUAUUUAGCUGUUCAAAUUGGUAUAGAAAACAAAUAUUUUUGUCCUUAAUGUUUAAUCGACCUUGUAACUACUAAAGAUUUGAUAUUAAUAAGCUAUGCUAAGUAGUAAAUUCAGAAUAAAAAAAAAUAAUUAUCCAAAACAAUUUAGGAUGAAUGCUAACAAAAAAUAAGUUUAAUAAAAAAUCUGAAAGACAAUAUAGAGGAAUUACAAUUUCCUUUAAAAUAGAUCUUUACAUAAAUCACAGGAGAAAUUGAGGAAUUAGAGAAGGCAACCUAUAAUAAACUGUAAUCAAGUUAAAUAAUUAAUUCUGAAACUGAAUCUGAAAGCCUAAAUUAAGAAUUAAAAUUAUUAAUUGAUGAAGAGAGUGGUUUAUCAACAUAAGAAGAUAACGAUGAUUAAUUGAAGAAAUAAAUACUCCUUUAAAUAAAAUUCUCUUUUUAUUAAACAAGACUGAAUGAAAUUCUCCAUUAAUUUGAUAAAAUCUCAAAUUUACAUUAUAACGGUUCAAAUAGUUCUUCGCUUUAAGACAAGGUAAUUAUUGAUAUAAUAUAGAAAACAAUAUCUUAAAAUUGUAAAAUUCAUAAUGAAUAAAUUAAAAUGCUUUUAAUUGAUGAAAAAAAUUAAGUUUCAAAAUUUUCUUGUGUUGAAUGUAUUUCAGAAACAUAAGGAAAAUACAUAUCACCUACGCAGUUAAAGUAAUCUUUUGAUAAUUACUAAUUAUAAUAAGAAAAGUCACUAAAACAGUUUUAAUUAUUAAAGAUGGAAUCGAAAAAUAAAAAAAUUGCUUUUUUAAAUUAAAUACGUGAUAUGUACAUUUAAAAUAUAAACUUAUACAUUAAAUAAUUAGAUGAGAAUGAAAAGUCUUUCGAAAAGAUUAUUGAGACAACUUUAUAAUUUAAGGAUUAAAAUAUAUUAUAAAUAGAACAAGAUUAAUCAUUAAAAUUAUUAGAACCUGUUUAUUUGAAUUAGAGUCCAAAUCAUUUUUUUUAAAUAAUUGAAAGAUAAUUAGAAUAAGAUAAAAAAUUAACUUUGAAGUAAGAAUAAAGUAUGGAAGAAUUGAAUAAAUUUGUUAUCCAAAAUUCUAACUAAAUCUAUACUGAGUGUUUAGAGCAUGAGAUCUUAUUGAAGAAACUGGUAAAACAAAUCGAAGAAUAAAAACUAAAUCAAGAUAAUAACCUAAAUUAAGAUGAACCUAUAAUUGAUAAAGGAAUUCUUAUUUUAGAAAACGAAACAAAUAGUUUUCUCUCCAAAAAAAUUAAACUAUGCAUACUGUAUGAGUAAUAUUAAAAACAAUUUGAGAAUCGUAAUCAAUUAUGGUCUGAAUAAGCCAAAUUAAUUUAGAAAAUAACUGAAGAAUAAGAGAAAACGCAAGUACAAGAAAUACGUGAUGAACAAGGAAAAGAAAUGAUAUAAAUGAAUUUAGAAAAGAAAAAUAUAUGCUUAGAAAGAUUAAAGAUGAAGAUAAAUUCAAUCUCUUUUUGCAAUGAAAUAUAAAAGGAUGUUUCUGUUUUGACCAAUGAAACGAAAGAAACAAUUCAGAAGGAAGUAAAUUAGGUUAAUAUAUAAUACUAAUAUUUAGUAUAAGGACAUAAUUCAUAGGCUUGAAGUUAAUAAACUAAAUGAAACUAAUACAUAUUUUCCUAAAUAUGAUGAAACUGAAAAAUUAUCUAUCUUUUAAUUAGUUAAUUCUAAGUUAAUCAAUUGUAAUUAAUUUUUAAUUGAAUGUUAGCUUCUUAAGGAGGAAUUGGAUUAGCAGUCUUACAACCUCCAUUGCCUAAUAAUAAAGUUACAACUUUCAUUUUUAAAAUAAAUGUACAAUUUUUGGUAAAUUUAGAAAUCGAAUCCAUUAGCCGGGGUUGGUAUUUGCAACUCUUAAUCAGUUAAACUCUUUAAUUAUGAUAUGCAAGCAAAUUAUUUAUCCAAAAACCAUAACGUGUAUCUUUUAUGUGCUAGUGGAUAAAUUUCUAGCAAAUUAGGAUAUACCAAUACUACUAACUUUAAUUUUGAAGAUAAUGCGAUCUUAAUUUGUUAAUAUGACCCAAAAGGUUUUAAAUUAAAGAUAAAACACUUAAAUGUAUGAAUAGUUUUUAUGAAUUAGGAUGGAAAAAUUUAUGAUAUUGAAUUAGUAAAACCUGCUGUAGAAAUGUCUCCAUGUAUUAUGCUUAAUGGUAAUGCAGAAAUAGAGAUUAUGUGA